Trichobilharzia regenti is the source of this 1295-nucleotide messenger RNA. NCBI's taxonomy places the organism in Eukaryota, Metazoa, Platyhelminthes, Trematoda, Strigeidida, Schistosomatidae. The record is from the annotation of a GenBank genome assembly.
CUGUUUGUUGAGCUGCUUUUGAAAAAGCAAUCGAUGUAAUACACAUUCAGGAUGUCGGAAGUGUCUAUUCGCGUUCAAACUUAUUUAGUAUUAGGUGUUAUGAUAGCAUGCUUCUCUAUACUCUAUCCAAAAAUUUUUCACCCAAUGAUUAUGAAUACUCUGGGUCUUACAAAAAGUAAAAAUAAGGAUGAACACAUCAAUUUUGAAAAUUUUGGACCAAGUGUAUGUUUUAAUAUUUUACUUAGCCGAAGCUAAUUUUAUAGGGUCAUCAUCUUCCACCUAGACCACCCAUCAGACCAACGGAGGGGUCUGUUCACCAAGAUCAUGGUAAAAGAGGCGGUAUAAUGUCGAUUGUUUUACCUGUUUAUGCGAUUGGUAUAAUUUUGUAUUUAGUAUAUACACUUUCAAAGGUUUUUUCAUCGAAACGUCGAAAGAAUUCAAAUAAGAAGGAAGAAUUUCUGCGACAUUAUUACCGUGAUUUUCAUUAUGAUGUUGAUCGAGGCAAAUUUCGUAUGGGUUGUGAUUCAUCAGACGAUGACGAUGAUGAUGGAGACAGUGAUGGAAAGAGAAAUCCAUUUCAAACUUUAGACUUUUCAAGUUCAAGGAAAUCAGCUACUGAUUCAAAAAAUAAACCAUUUGAAUGGGGCUCAGUUUUCAAAGAUACUUCAUAUCCAGAUAUAUAUCGGUCAGCUAGAAGUUUACCUAAGGAUUUGGGUAAAUUACUCAUGAGAAUGGAACGACAAGAUUUGGAUACAGAAGAGUUAUCUCAUCUACGCAUUAGACUUGAACAGACCGAAAGAGAAAUGACUCGAAUAUUGAAGGCAAUGCAAUCAGCUGAAGAUGCAUUACAUGGUCCAAUGGAAGAGCCUGAAAUAGGUGAAGAAAACUACGCCGAUGUAGUAACUGACAAAAAUCUGUCAGCUGAGAAACAGUACUCCCCAAUCGAUGAUGAAAAUGAAGAUUUAGGAAGUGUAGAGGAAGAGGAUGGAAACAUUAAUGGCGAAGAUGAGGUUGAAUGUAACUCUCGUACUUCUCAACCGAUGGAAGAUGUACAGAUACCUGAGGAGCAGGAUACAUUUGCUAAUGACAAUGAAAUAGAUAUCGUUGACAUAAGUGAAUCAUGUAUUCGUCGACGUUUGAUUACAUCAUCAGCGUCAUCAUAACUUUCCGCCAAUCACAUACCAUAUUGAAAAAUAUGCAACAGGAUAAAAUUUGUUUCGAUUGUGUAUGUUACUGUGACAAUCGGAUUAUAAUUCUUUGUAAUUAUAAUAAUUAUUAUUAUUAUUAUUAUUAUU